This is a messenger RNA of Clonostachys rhizophaga, 1245 nucleotides long. The record is from the annotation of a GenBank genome assembly. Lineage: Eukaryota; Fungi; Ascomycota; Sordariomycetes; Hypocreales; Bionectriaceae.
AUGAUUCUCAACCUGUCUUCCGCGCUUUUUGCCUCAAGCGCUCUGGCAUUGAGUAUGCCUCGAGAUAUCAAAAACCCGGUCUAUGAGUUUCCGUCUAGUGUUACUCCCGAGCCCAUCGAAGUUAAAUUCGAUGACAAUCUCAUCAACCAAAUGAUCCAAAAAGUACGUAGCUACCGACCAUCAAAGGGAUUUGACGAAGGCUGGUCCGAUGAAGGGCCAUCUGAGAGCAUUAUCUCGGGCCUUUCCAGCUUCUGGGCGGAUCACUAUGACUGGAGAGCCACCCAAAAGGAAAUCAACGACAACUUCACCCAUUACGCCGUGACAGUCCCUGGCAAUAGAGACUAUCACGAGCCCAUCCCGCUUCAUUUCGUUCAUCACCGAUCUGAUGCCAGCAAUUCCACCCCUCUUCUCCUGGUACAUGGUUGGCCUUCUUCACAUCUGGAAUGGGCCAAGGUUAUUGGGCCUUUGACGCAAAAGGGCUAUGACGUGGUGGCUGUUGAUCUUCCAGGAUUCGGAUUCAGCCCUGCUCCCACAAAGUCUGGUAUGGGGCCACGGGAAAUGGGAGGGGCAUUUGAUUCUCUUAUGCUGCAGCUCGGAUACGACAAGUAUGGCCUUGUGUCUACAGAUCUGGGAUGGAUCGUUGGCAUGUGGAUGGUCAAUGACAGCAGUAACAUCAUUGGUCACUUCACUGAUUUCUACUGGCCCGAAGUAACUCAAGAUGACCUCGACCGACAAGCUAAGAAUGAGACAACGCCUGAAGAGAAUGCCUGGAUCAACAGCUCGGUUGCGUGGGCGAACUCUCAUUCAGCAUACUCGACCUUGCACGUACAGAAGCCUCUCGCCGCAGCACUCACAAUGGCCGAUAGCCCGGUGGGUUUUGCUGGUUGGAUGUGGGAUCUCACGCGCACCGCCAAUGAUGGAUACGCCGAUGAUUUCCAGGACAUCAUCACGGACGCAUUGAUGCUUUGGUUCCCGGGACCGUUUGCCAAUAUCCGCUCGUACCGCACCAUCUACACCAUGCGCAACUUCCCAAGGACUGAGGUGCCUACCGGAUACUCUGCCUGGGGGUUUGCACACGGUCCUUUCCCAGAGAUCAAGGAUAUUAACUUUGCGCCGAGGCAUGUUAUCGAGAGAGCAGCGAACUUAGUUUCCUACAACCGACACGAGAGAGGCGGUCACUUCCCUGCUAAGACUGAACCCGAUCUGUGGCUUGCAGAUGUAGAGCAGUUCUUCUCUGGGUUGUAG